This is a messenger RNA of Iphiclides podalirius (scarce swallowtail), 381 nucleotides long. The record is from the annotation of a GenBank genome assembly. Lineage: Eukaryota; Metazoa; Arthropoda; Insecta; Lepidoptera; Papilionidae.
AUGUGCACGUCACCUGAGUACACUUUCCCUGAACUUGGGUUAACAAUAAAUGAAGGUGUAAAGGUUAUGAUUCCAAUUCAAGCUAUUCACAACGAUAAAAAAUAUUUUAAAAAUCCAGAGAAGUUUUUUCCGGAGAGAUUUAACAAUGGAACUAAGGAUUUUAAAAAGGUGUUCCUGCCUUUUGGUGAUGGUCCAAGGGCGUGUGUCGGUGCAAGAUUAGGACAAAUGCAAUCUAUGGCCGGCAUAGCAGCAGUUUUGCAGAAGUUUCACGUGGAACCAGCGGAGUGUACUGUGAGAAAUCCAACGCCAGAUCCAACAGCAAUUGUGUCAGAAAGUUUUAUAGGUGGUCUACCUCUUAAAAUCAUAAAGAGGGUACGUAAC